AUGACACCCGAGCAGAAGGCCCUGCUCUACGACUCGUACUAUCAGAACCAUCGUAUCCAAUGGUAUCUUGGUUAUGUCUGGGCCGCGACUGUCGCAGCAAUCUUUGCUUACCGCAUCACGAUCACUUCCUUGCGCUAUGUCCGAACGCUGGCAUGUCUGGAGAACGAGAAGCAACACUACUUUGUCGCUCCUCACCCUGGAUUCGCCAGUCUGAGGCGUCACAUCAUCGACGCUCCUCUCUUCCGUAGAAGACACAAUCGCGAAUUCAAGCUCUCGGCUGCAGCCAGUAUGGGAACUUUGCCAGGCAGACUUCAGACUAUGUAUCUCAUUGGCUAUCUAGCAAUGAACAUCGCCUUCUGCGUUGUGAGCAUUCAUUGGAGCGGUGGUAAUGUUGCUACCGAAAUCAGAAACCGCACAGGCGUGUUGUCAGUAAUGAACAUGCUGCCCUUGUUCCUGUUGGCCGGCCGCAACAACCCACUGAUCAAGUUGCUCGACAUCUCAUUUGAUACUUACAAUCUUAUGCACCGUUGGAUUGGCCGUAUCGUGGUUCUCGAAGCAGUGGCUCAUACUGCAGCAUGGAUGGCAAGCAAGAUCAUGGCUGUCGGUUGGAAUAUUAUUGGAAAGGCCAUGGCCAGCAGUCAGCUCAUCCUGACUGGCACAAUUGCUACUUGCGCCUUCCUCGCCCUGUUGCUACAUUCACCAUCCGUCGUUCGUCAUGCAUUCUACGAGACCUUCUUGCACGUUCACAUCAUCCUGGCGAUCAUUUCUAUCGUCACCAUCUGGAUCCAUCUCAAGACGCUUCCUCAGCAAAUCUUGAUUCUUGGUGUGAUUGUUAUCUGGGUCUUUGAACGUACUGCACGCCUUUUCAUCUUGAUUCGUCACAACGUCGGCCAAGGCGGUACCAAGGCUGAAAUCGAGGCUUUGGCUGGAGAAGCCAUCAGAGUCACCAUUCGCAUGGCACGUCCCUGGAAGUUCCGUGCCGGUCAACACCUCUACUUGUAUCUGCCUUCAGUUGGCAUGUGGACAAGUCAUCCUUUCACCAUCGCUUGGAGUCAAGAAGAACAGGAUCUCUCUUCCGAGAAACUGCCAACCGACGCACUUGACGUAUUGGCCAGGCGCAAGACAACCAUGUCUCUGAUUAUCCGCCGUCGCACUGGUUUCACCGACUCGCUCUGGAAGAAAGCUGAGAUUGCUCCCGAUGGCAGAUUCUUCACCAAUGCCUUUGUCGAGGGUCCCUAUGGAGCUGCUGAUUCCUACGAGUCCUAUGGUCAUGUCAUGCUGUUCGCUGCUGGUGUUGGUAUCACUCAUGCCGUACCACAUGCCCGUCAGCUUGUCGGCGGCUAUGGCAACAACACUUGCGCCACCCGCAAGGUCGUCUUGGUAUGGAUCCUUCAAAGCCCAGAGCACCUCGAGUGGAUUCGUCCUUGGAUGACUGAGAUCUUGGCUAUGGAGAAGAGACGUGAUUGUCUUCGUAUCCUUCUCUUCGUCACUCGUCCUAAGAGUACAAAGGAGAUCCACUCACCUAGCGCUUCAGUUCAAAUGUUCCCUAGUAAGCCUGAUGUUGGUGCUCUGAUUUCUGCCGAACAAGCCAAACAGGUUGGCGCCAUGGCCGUCAGUGUCUGUGGUACUGGAGGUUUGGGUGAUGAUGUCAGACGUGCCGUCAGAAAACGUUGCGAGAAGACGACUAUCGAUUUCUACGAGGAGAGUUUUACUUGGUAG
Molecule: messenger RNA, 1719 nt
Organism: Aureobasidium melanogenum CBS 110374
Lineage: Eukaryota; Fungi; Ascomycota; Dothideomycetes; Dothideales; Saccotheciaceae
Exons: 4
Coding region: 1-1719 (572 amino acids)
Biological process (GO): copper ion import; iron ion transport; intracellular iron ion homeostasis
Cellular component (GO): plasma membrane
Molecular function (GO): ferric-chelate reductase activity
Source: RefSeq, a predicted model, not a curated record